Messenger RNA from Vanrija pseudolonga, 2710 nucleotides. It is a transcript of the gene AGL2, whose product is annotated as Alpha-glucosidase 2. Lineage: Eukaryota; Fungi; Basidiomycota; Tremellomycetes; Trichosporonales; Trichosporonaceae. Gene Ontology annotation, molecular function: carbohydrate binding; hydrolase activity, hydrolyzing O-glycosyl compounds. Gene Ontology annotation, biological process: carbohydrate metabolic process. The transcript has 4 exons. The record is from RefSeq and is a predicted model, not a curated record. Bases 25 to 2649 code for a protein of 874 amino acids.
CAACGACAAACCACCUACCCCACAAUGGUCUACGUCGAGCGCGAACUGUCGUCGUUCCAGCUGCCCGCCGGCGCACCCGCAGCCGGCGCGACCGCCACCUCCUUCUCGCUCGUGUCGUCGCCCAAGGCACCAUACAAGGACUUCGUCUACACUCUCGAGUUUCCCCUCGCCAACGCGCUCCGCGUGACUCUGACUGGUCCGGACCGCCCCCUUCCGCCGCAUGACAACGUCGUGCUCAAGUACACGCCUGUGCCGUUCACCAUCGCGCUCCUCAACGAGCGCACGUGCGAAGCUGUCAUCCCCUUCCCCGAGGUUGGAGCGGUCGACCUCGACGGCGCCAACAAGAAACGCGAGCUCCGCCUCAACUGGGCCGACUCGAUCCUCCUCGAGAUCUGGGAGGACGAUGGCGCGGGCAACAAGGUCCGCGUCUGCGGCGACCUCUCGGCCAGGUCAUAUGCGCUCACGGAGCACGGCGUGAUGCGCCACUGGUGGAUCGAGCGGGACAACCUCCAUCUCGGACUUGGCGAGAAGGCCGGCCCCAUCGACCUCACGGGACGCAGCUUCCAGAUCACGGGCUCCGACUCGGCAUGCUACGACGCGUACGAGACCGACCCGCUGUACAAGCACACGCCGUUCCUCAUCUCCACGCCAAGGGCCGAGGCCGGUGGCCAGCCAAGGUCGACCUACGCCAUCUACCAUGCGACCAACUCGAAUGCGCUGUGGGACAUUGGCCGCCACCAUGACGACCCCUGGGGCUACUUCAAGACGUUUACCCAGGACUGGGGAGGACUCGAGGAGUGGUACCUCCUCGGCAAGGGCGUCAAGCAGGUGACGCGCACGUGGGCCGAAAUCGUCGGCAAGCCCAUGCUCGUCGGCCGCGACUGGCUCGGAUACCUUGCCUCUGGAAUGGGUCUCGGCGAGAGUGACGAGCCGAUUGCGCAGGAGCUGCUGUCCGAAUGGCCAGAGCUGUGUAAGAAGCAUGACAUCCCAUGCUCUGCUAUUCAUUUCUCGUCUGGCUACACUGUCGACCCCGAGACUGGCAACCGCAACGUGUUCACGAUGAACACGAAGAGAUAUCCAGACUUCAAGGGGCUCGUCGGUGGCCUUCACAAGGCGGGUAUCAAGGUUGUCCCAAACAUCAAGCCUUAUAUGCUCAACAUUCACCCCCAAUACGCCAAGGUGCAUGACAACGACGGCCUGUUCUGGGACGACCACGUCAAGGCACCUGCGCAGACGCGUAUCUGGUCCUCGGGUAUCGGUUGCAACGGCAAGGGCAGCUGGGUUGACAUGACGAGCGCCACCGGACGUCAGUGGUGGGCUGAUGGCGUCAAGAGCCUGAUCGACGCCGGCAUGGACGGCAUGUGGAACGACAACAACGAGUACUCGCUGCACGACGACGAGUUCCUCGCGCACAACGACUUCCCUCACCAGUUCGCCUCGCCAGCCGCACCAGGCAACGCCAAGGUCGGCCUCCUGGGCCGCAUGAUCAACACCGAGAUGGUCGCCAAGACUUCUCACGACACGCUGCUCGCCGCCAACCCCGAUCGCCGGCCGUACGUUCUCACGCGCUCGGGUAACGUCGGCGCGUUCAAGUACGCCUGUGGUACCUGGACGGGCGACAACGAGACGAGCUGGAAGAACCUGCGUGGUUCGCAGCCCAUCCAGCUCAACUGCGGUAUCUCGCUCAUGCAGUCCACUGGCUCGGACAUUGGCGGCUUUGGCGGCCCCCUCCCCUCUCCCGAGCUCUUUGUCCGCUGGGUUCAGCUCGGCGUGACGCACGCACGAUUCUGCAUUCACGCGUUCAAGCCGUCCAAGGACGACCCCUCUGGGGCGUCCGCCACCAACACGCCUUGGAUGUACCCCGCUGUCCUGCCCCUCAUCCGCGACGCGAUCAAGUGGCGCUAUGCCUUCCUCCCGUACUUCAACUCGCUCAUGUGGGGCUCGCACGACGACGCCGAGCCGACCAACUCGUGGCUCGGCUGGGGAGACUUUGCCUCCGACCCCAAGGUGUACACCGACGCCGUGCUGAACGGGUUCGACGCAUGGAUCGGCGCGGGACAGCUGCUUUCCGCACCAGCGCUUUUCGAAGGCGAACUCACGCGUACCGUGUACCUCCCCAAGGCGUCGGCUUCGGACGAGUCGCUCUACUUCGACCUGCACGCCCCCCACGGCCGCCACGUCGCCGGCUCGACGGUGACCAUUGCCACGCCGCUCGAGCACAUGGGUCUCCUCGCGCGUGAGGGCGCCGCCAUCCCAAUUGGCAAGGACUACCACACCGUCACGCAGCGUACCGGCCCGGCGCGUACAACGCCAGACGGCGUUGACAUCGAGCUGGAGGAGGAGGGCGGCGUUGUCGGCCUCGACGACUUCCGCGGCGUCCUUAUCUUCCCCGGCGACAAGGGCAGCCACACGCGCACCUGGACCGAGGACGACGGUAUCUCGCGUGCUCCCGGCCGCGCCGACAUCCAAAUCACGUACACUGCCGCCGAGGAGAUUGCUGUCGAGGCAAAGUUCACGACGCACGACUUCAAGCCCCUGUGGGGCCGCGAGCUGCACGUGUUCCUCCCGGUGGGCGAUGUGCGCAGCGUCAAGGGUGGCAAGAAGGUGGAGCGCGACGGGCGUGUCGCGUACGUUGUCGAGGUGUUGUAGCAUGAUCACAAGAUCACAAGUAGAAAGUAGCAGGACAAUCAAUGCAAGGCAUUGCAACGGG